UACAAGGUGUCCCGAAAAUAUAAUACCAUAGAGUCUCACAGUCUGUGAUAUCUUUUAAUUAUAAACUUUAUGUUAUUAGUAUCUCUUUCUUUGUUAAAAAUGUGAUAUCUCUUUGAUAGUUAAUCUAUUCAUCCCAAUGCCCAAUUGCAAUUUUCGGAACAUCGAGUAUAAAAAAAGUGGCUCAAAGGCUAAACACAAGUUGUAUGCGACCAUGCGCGCGACUCUGUCGGAUGGUUCAUCAGUCGGCAGGCAUAAGCGGCUGACACGCGCUUUGUAGAUCCCCGGUAGGGGUGGGGAAAAAGCAGCCGGACAAGAUCAGUAGCGCGAAUAUCGAUUCAGUCUCGCGCAAACCACCCCCAUGUGUUGCCUGCAGCGCGCUUGUACUUCGCUUUACUAUCAUGUCCGUUGUAAUAAACAGAAACGCACGACGACGCGGAUGAUAUUGUCAAUGCAAAGUGGCCCGACGUCGUCAUUAAAAACACGUUAACGGAUGAAAUCGAGAUUGCUAUCAUCAUUAUCGAUGACGACGCUGUGCAUCACAUAUAUUUCGUGAAUGUUAGGAUUAUACCGCGCCGAUUGUGGAUUAUUGAUUCAGAGGGUGACGCGUGUUUAUUUUUCUUUAUUUUUUCUAAAAUUCAGAGAGAGAAUCAUUACGCGCGACGACGCGCACUAAGAAAGAGGAGCAAGCGCGCGCUCUCAUCAUCUCCGUUUGAUCAUCCCCUUGAAAGCGCGUCGCGCGAACAGGAAGCGCCGCCGGCGCGCAGCAUUAUUAUUCGCAAGGAAAGCUCAUUCUCUGUCUACGUUCGACCAUCACCAUCAAGCCGUCAAAUAUGAUGCGAUCUCGUUAUUCGCAAACCGAGCUGUGCUACUCUUGACUACGAAUCACGGGCGUCAAGGAACAAUUGUGGGACGGGACGAGAGCUGACGAGUACUCCAUCGAGGAAUCAUGUCUUCGAUAUCAGCGCAGGGUGUCGUCGAACGUGCCAGCGCCGAACUGACCAAGCGAAUUAACGGCCUGGGAUUGCGAACGUCGAAGCAUCAUGGUCGGUGGGAGCGGAAAGACCAGCGUGAUGGAACGCGUGACAAACGUUUUUUGUGGUGGAAGCGGCAGUGUCGCUUACAUGAACUUACAAAGCGCGAAUAACGCGAACACGACGCCCGAAAAGCCCAGCCGAAGCAUCGCGCAGAGUAUCAACAAUGUAUCGGCGGGCAACAAUAAGGAACGCUUGAGUAAUGUCACCCCGAGCAGAGCCAGGUUAAUACCCAGGAACAGAAUAAAGAUGACCGUCCCGUUAGCUAGCGGAGGAACCGGCGGCUACGUGCCACCAAUCACAUGGGAGCAGCUGAUGCAGGAUGACAAUUUCCUCGGGCGGUUUUUUCUCUAUUUCACCGCCACAGAAAGAAGAAUUUUGGCUCAAGUUUGCACGAGAUGGAGAGAUAUUCUGUACGCGAGACCGCGUCUUUGGACGGGUCUAGUACCAGUGAUACGAUGCCGCGAAGCUCGCGCUAUGCAGCCGACCUCACGUACCCGAUUAUAUGCUUCCUUAAUAAGAAGAGGUUUUGAUUCCUUGGUCCUCCUAGCUGCGACCGAUGAAGAUAUUCCGGAAUUAACGCGCGGUUUCCCAUUAGCACAACGAUAUGUGCAUUCUUUGUCAUUACGAUGCUGCGCAGUAACGGACAGAGGUCUUGAGGCUCUUUUGGAUCACUUACAGGCUUUGUACGAACUUGAAUUAACCGGCUGCAAUGAAAUAACGGAGGCUGGACUAUGGGCAUGUCUUACUCCUAGAAUAGUAUCAUUGUCUUUGUCAGAUUGCAUCAAUGUGGCCGAUGAGGCCGUCGGCGCCGUGGCUCAGUUACUGCCAAGCCUCUACGAAUUUUCUCUGCAAGCUUAUCAUGUUACUGAUGCUGCGCUUGGUUACUUCAGUGCAAAACAAAGCAGCGCACUCAGUAUCUUGAAACUGCAAUCCUGCUGGGAGCUCACAAAUCACGGCGUAGUAAAUAUUGUACAUUCCUUACCCAAUCUGACUGUGCUGUCACUUUCUGGAUGCAGUAAGGUGACAGAUGACGGUGUCGAAUUAAUUGCGGAAAACUUGCCAAGACUUCGUUCCUUAGAUUUGAGCUGGUGCUCAAGGAUUACAGAUGCAGCCUUAGAAUACAUUGCCUGUGAUUUGAAUAAUUUAGAAGAACUCACAUUAGAUAGGUGUGUACACAUCACGGAUAUUGGUGUGGGUUACAUCUCCACAAUGGUCUCGCUGAGUGCUUUGUUUUUAAGAUGGUGUUCGCAACUUAGAGAUUUCGGACUUCAACAUUUAUGCGUUAUGAGAUCUCUGCAAGUGUUGUCUGUGGCAGGUUGCCCAUUGCUCACAAGUAGCGGUUUAUCCAGUCUAAUACAGCUUCGACAUUUACAUGAGUUAGAACUAACUAAUUGUCCAGGAACAUCGCGAGAAUUGUUUGAUUACCUACGUGAACAUCUACCGCGUUGCCUAAUCAUCGAAUAA
Molecule: messenger RNA, 2498 nt
Organism: Cataglyphis hispanica
Lineage: Eukaryota; Metazoa; Arthropoda; Insecta; Hymenoptera; Formicidae
Product: F-box/LRR-repeat protein 16
Exons: 7
Coding region: 1041-2498 (485 amino acids)
Molecular function (GO): protein binding
Source: RefSeq, a predicted model, not a curated record